This is a messenger RNA of Achroia grisella, 1651 nucleotides long. RefSeq names its product zinc finger protein 564-like. Gene Ontology annotation, cellular component: nucleus. Gene Ontology annotation, molecular function: RNA polymerase II transcription regulatory region sequence-specific DNA binding; DNA-binding transcription factor activity, RNA polymerase II-specific. Bases 66 to 1640 code for a protein of 524 amino acids. Gene Ontology annotation, biological process: regulation of transcription by RNA polymerase II. The record is from RefSeq and is a predicted model, not a curated record. The transcript has 8 exons. Lineage: Eukaryota; Metazoa; Arthropoda; Insecta; Lepidoptera; Pyralidae.
UAUUCGAAUUUCUAUAUUACGUUCAUUAUUUUAUUUAUGUACAAAUUUCUUGAUAAAUAAUAAAAAUGUCUACUAUUAUAUGUUUUGUAUGCCAUAGCGCUGAAUUGUGUGAUCUAAAUGAUGAAAUAUCGGAUAAAUUUAAAGAUAUAAUCGGAAUUGAUAUUUUACCUGACUAUGGUUUGUGUUAUAUUUGUCAUCACUUGUUAAAGAAACUUUGGAUUUUCAAGUGUAUUUGCAAACAACGGCUUUACCAAGAACCUACAAUUUUCAGAGAAAUUAAUGUAUAUAAAUAUUUGGAGAGUGAAGUUCAAAUACACACAUUAGGCUGUGAAGAUAGUGAAAAUCAAUUUGAAUCUAUCAAUAAUGAUUAUUAUUAUAUUUAUAAUGAUAACGAAGAUACUGAUAAUGAAGCUAAUGAACCCAACAAUAUAGAAACUGAACAAGAAUUACCUGAAAAUAUAUCAAAUGUAAUAGCUGAUGAUAAUAUUGAAUUGAAUGAUGAAUCUUUUGAUGAUAACCAAACGGAUAAUAUUGAGGAAUUAAUAAACAAUGACUCAUCAAUACAGACAAAAAAGAAAAAGUCAAAAAAGAAAAAAAAGGAGUUUGAGAAGAUAAUUUUAAGUUUAGAAGAACAGAAGGCAGAAUUAGAAUGGAAUAGGAAACAGAAGAAGUAUAUAGAAGCAGAGUUUAAAUGUUAUAAUUGUGCAUUGGGGUUUCUGUUCAAGGAUACCUACCAAGCUCAUAUGAUGAGGCAUGAAGAGUCGAACGGCGAGUUUCGAUGUGAAACCUGCACGCUGAGGUUUGCGAGCGCGCGCGUGCUGCGUGUCCACGUGGCGGCGCACGCGUGCCGGCUGCGGUGCGCGCGCUGCGCACGUGCGAUGUGCCUGCCCGCACGUGGCCGCGCGCCGCGCUGCACGUGCAGCACGUGCAGCACGUACAGCCCGCGGCCUGUACAUCGCGGCGACCCUCGCGCCUGUCACCUCUGUGGAGCCGUCUUCAGAGAGGCCAGCGGAUUACAACAACAUUUAAGGCGGUUCCAUCAGGCGAACGCCAGCAAACGGAAUUACUCGUGCAGCGUUUGCGGCAAGAGUUACGCCAACCAAGCAGCUGUCAGGACGCAUAUGAUUACCCACAUCCGGCGGAAAUUCAACUGCGACCAGUGCUCAUCAACCUUCAAAAGUCCAUACACUCUGACCCAGCAUAAAAAGAAGCACAACCCUGGUGAAACGGCCAUGUUCUUCUGCGAGACUUGCAGUGUCAGUUACUCAAGUAAGAAGAGUCUGCUAGCUCAUAGAAGAAACUCUAUUAAUCAUCAGGAAAGUGUUCCAGAAUGCCCGAUCUGCGGCAAGAUCUGCCCCAACCAGCGUUCCCUGACCAACCACAUCGCUGGAGUCCACUCCUCGACGAAGAACUACUGGUGCCCUCGAUGCCCAGCCCGGUACACCACCAGAAAGUCGUUGGUGCGGCAUGUGAGGAACCAUGAUGCGCCUGAACAGCAUCAGGUAGCUGUGUGUCAUCUGUGUGGACUCAGUUUCAAGGGAAAAAGCAAAUUGAACCGGCAUUUGCGAGAAGUUUGUGAGAAGCAGAAGCUGGAGGAAGAAUUAUCUUCUUAUUAUGAACAAGAUGACAUUAUUAAUUAAUAAUAUUAAAG